UUAAUAUUAUUCGCAUCGGUAAUCGAUAAAAUGCAAUUUAUGCUAAGGUUUUAAUUAUAAUUGAUAUAAUACAAAAUUGUAGUUUGUGUUAUUUCGGUAAAAUGGCGUUUAACCCUUUGAGAGUGGGUUUUCUGCAAAAACUUGUUCAGAAUGCAUUUUACACUACUAUGAUGAGACGGCCUAUGGCUUACAAAAGCGCUAUAUCUUUGGAGACAUUGUACCCCAAUAGUUCUUUGAAACUCAGCACUCCUGCGUUUAAUGCUGACCCAAAGGAGAAGUUUUCCGGCUUCAUCCCUAUGGAGAAACUGGACAUCACAUACAGUGCCAGCUCGGGGCCGGGGGGACAGAAUGUAAACAAAGUUCACACCAAGGUUGACCUGCGCUUCAAGCUGAGUGAAGCAGAUUGGCUGCACCCAGAAGUGAAGGAGAAGAUGUUAGAACUGCAUGGCAAGAAAUUAUCCAAGGAGGGGUACCUCAUCAUCCGCUCUGACGCCACUCGGUCGCAGCAGCUGAACCUAGCCGACUGUCUCCAGAAGCUUCGCACUCUGCUGAGGGACGCCGCCGUCACGCAGCGGGCGCCUUCGCCGGAGACCCUUGAGAAAGUUAGACAGAGACACCUAAAAGCGGCGCGUAUGCGAGUGGCGCUAAAGCGAGAGGACGCAGUGAAGCGCGCUCAGAGGCAGCCCCCUACCGUCGUGGACUUAUGAUUCUUCCACUAAUUGGUUGCGUUACACUAGGCUGCAGUACAUAUGGCAAUGGCAAUGGACACCUAUACUUUUAUCAGUGCUAACUUGCUGAUAUACCACUACAGACUGCAGACGUCAACUGACGCGCGGGUACAGCCAAAUAUCAGUUUUCGUGCAUUGCAACAAGGU
Leguminivora glycinivorella is the source of this 875-nucleotide messenger RNA. Its product is annotated as peptidyl-tRNA hydrolase ICT1, mitochondrial. Bases 102 to 707 code for a protein of 201 amino acids. The transcript has 5 exons. Gene Ontology annotation, biological process: mitochondrial translational termination. NCBI's taxonomy places the organism in Eukaryota, Metazoa, Arthropoda, Insecta, Lepidoptera, Tortricidae. Gene Ontology annotation, molecular function: translation release factor activity. Gene Ontology annotation, cellular component: mitochondrial large ribosomal subunit. The record is from RefSeq and is a predicted model, not a curated record.